Molecule: messenger RNA, 1191 nt
Organism: Fusarium graminearum PH-1
Lineage: Eukaryota; Fungi; Ascomycota; Sordariomycetes; Hypocreales; Nectriaceae
Exons: 7
Coding region: 1-1191 (396 amino acids)
Source: RefSeq, a predicted model, not a curated record
AUGCCCGUCGUCAACGGCAUCCCGGUCGCUAUCCCACCUCCCGAGGGCUAUGUAGUCAACUUUAAACACCCCCAGAGGCGCCAUGAGACGGAAGCCUAUGUGGCUUCAAGUGUGGGAAUGGGCCUUGCCUUCUUUUUCGUUCUUCAAUAUCUAUAUGUAAAAGUAUGGAUCUUACGCAAGCUAGAGUUAGAGACAGGAUGGAUUUUCUCCAUUGGCGUGCAAGUUGUCGCACUUCGCGUGCAUACAUGGGAGAUCCCCCUCGCCAAGUUUAACACUGGAAACCAGCUUUCCUUCGUUAUCCCGAUCCUGUAUGCAGUAUGUACCGCCUUCUCCAAGAUGGCGCUGGCGCUAUUUUACCGCUAUAACCUGGCCAUCAUGCUCGUUAUCCUUUUUGGUUGCGCCCCGUUUGCGAAGAGCUGGGACCACACGAUGCUUGAGGGGACAUGCGUGAACAGACCGGCGGUGUAUAUCUGUACCGCCGGUCUUGGGAUCUUGUCAGACCUCAUCCUCCUGAUAAUGCCGUUGCCAAUGGUUCUGCGCUCGCGGAUACCUCGGCGGCAAAAGGCUGGCCUCGUUGUACUGUUUGCUAUCGGUUCUGCAACACUGGUGACUUCGGUAAUACGACUAGUACUCCUGGUUCCGAUUUUUGGCGCUCUCGACGUCAGUUGGAUUAUUUCCGGCGCGAUAGUCUGGGUUUUUAUCGAAGCGAACCUCCUAAUUAUCUGCGCAUCACUGACGACUCUUCGUUGCUUCUUUUAUCGCGUCGCACCAACAAUUAUUGGCGUGCGAGUAUCAUCCAACGGCAUCGAGAGCAGCAAAGGGACGAGAAAACAUCCCUUCCAAACAAUAGAAACGUUCGGGGGAAAAUCAAAAUCGAGAAGAGGACAACCCGAUAGCCCGACUGUAGAUCCCGGAUUUGACCUCAAAACCAUUGCCAGGGCGCAACCGGUGAGGACAGAAGUCACAGUCUACACGCCUGACGAGGAGAGAGAUGAAACUAUCAAGCAACUGCGGAGAGAAAAGUCGAUCAAGAAAUUUGGCUGCGCGGCAGCGGAAACGCAAACAUGGAAUACAUGCAAGGAUAGCAGUGAUGAUGAGGAGCUGGCGAUUGUGCAGACGACGACUGUGACAGUCGUAUACGGACCCCGGGAAAGUUACAUGCCGCCCAAAAAGGUUGAGGACAUGGCUUGA